AAAAAGCUGCAGCCAUGGAGAAAAUCAUGAAAUACCCCAAGCUAACACAUUUUUUAAAACCAGCAGUUCCGGCUAGCAGUGUUUUGAUAUCAACAAAUAGUUUUGAUUGUGAUUAUUUGGGUACUAGACUAGAGUCAAAUGGGUUAAUCUAUGACUCAAAUGCAAAGUCAAAUGUAAGUCAUGGUUUAAUCUGUGAAUCAAAUGCCACAACAAAUCCACUAAUAUUUCUCAGUGAUGAUCCUUCUGAUUGGCCUGAUAAUGUUUCUGACGCUCAGAAGUGUGAUGUUGUUAAACGAGGUUUAAAAAAGAUUGAAAUCGACUUUCCAAAAAAUUCAGAAAGAAGACGAUUUUCCAUGAGUUAUUAUAACCGCAAAAUGAAAAAUGGAGAAAUCUUUGAAAGAUCAUGGCUUAUAUAUUCUUUAAAUAGUGAUAAAGUGUUUUGUUUCUGUUGCAAACUUUUUGGGAUAACUUCUUCACAAUUUCGAAAAGGAAUAAACACGUGGGAAGGCUUAUCAAAAAAACUUAAAGAACACGAAACAUGCAGUGCACAUUUAAAAUGCUUUGAACAUUGGAUGACAUUACGAAAAGGUCAACAAUGGUCGAUGAACGUUUGUCUUCCCUAGCAAUGCUGUCAAUCGAGAAC
This is a messenger RNA of Hydra vulgaris (swiftwater hydra), 643 nucleotides long. The record is from RefSeq and is a predicted model, not a curated record. Lineage: Eukaryota; Metazoa; Cnidaria; Hydrozoa; Anthoathecata; Hydridae.